UAAACGGGGCAGAGGACGGGCGAGAGAAGGAACGGGCUCCCACGUUCAGCUGAAAGCUUUCGAUUGUCAGCCGAGCGGAUUCCGGCUCUAGAGCCACCCCGAAACCCCACAGCCCGCCAACGGGACGGAAGAAGGGAAAAGCCCCUUUCUUUUCAGUUCCCUAUCGGAGAAGGCCGCCUCCCGGUCUCGCAGCCAGUUCCCUCCUGAAGUUUCAAGGGCCGCCACGUGAUUUCCAUGAACUGGAGUUGAGCAGAUCGGCGGCGCCGGGCAGGGCGAGCGGCUCCUGGUUUUCCCGGCCGCCGAGCGCUGGCUGGAGAGAAGAGCAGCUGGGGAAGCAGGCGCGGCGGCGGCGGCGGGGGCGGUCAGGUGCCGGGGAAGCGCCGAGGGCAGCACGCGCCUCCGGGAUGCCCCUCUUUGGGCUUUCCGCUUAGGCGGCGGCGGGUGCAGCGAGUCCCCCAUGCGCGUCCCCGGCGCUUGCUGUGGCUACGCUGUUUUCUCCGGGACUUUAAGGGUCUUUUGGCCUCCUGACCGGCCGUCCGACCUUCUCUCUCUCUUCGGCCAGGAUGUCUCAGGGGAUCCCCGCUGCGGGAAGCCCUUUGCAACGAAGUUCCUCGUCCGAGGGAACUCUGCAGAGUCAUGAUGAUGAUGAAAGACGAGUAAGACGGAGAGAGAAAAACAGAGUCGCUGCCCAGAGAAGCCGAAAGAAACAAACUCAGAAAGCAGAUAAACUCCAUGAGGAAUAUGAGUGCCUUGAACAAGAGAAUACUUCUCUAAAACGGGAGAUUGGAAAGCUGACAGAUGAAGUGAAACAUCUGAGUGAAGUGUUGAGGAACCACGAGAAAAUCUGUCCCUUGUUACACUGCGCCUUAAACUUUGGGUUGAUUCCCAGACAUGAAGCCCUCCUUGGUCCUUUGCCAAGAUAAGGCUCCCUUCUGAGAAAUCUGAAAGAAUGAGAAGAUUUCAAGACACUCCACUAUCAUCAUUUUAGCCAUCAUGUUGCAUGACUACACACAUUCUUAGAGCAGCCUGUGCUACAUCUAGUGUUACCUUGGAGUUCUCCAACCAUCAAGAAUUAUUGUUGAUGUUUAAAAGCCCUGGACUGCAGCUUUAUGAGAGUAAUUUUCAACUGAGCAGGAUAUCUUCUGCCUGUUUCCACUAUGCAUUCCAUACUAAGCAUGGAAUAGGAAAACUUGUAUGCUGGAAUUGCUAGACUAUGAAAUAUUUUAACUUUGGUUCAUGUUUAAUCAUGUAGAUACAGUAUAUGGCCCUUAUAAUAAUAGAGAAUUUGUUGGUCAUCAUAGGGAAUGAGGAAGAUGGCUCGAAACCAAAAAAUUAUAGGCAUGACAAUCUGUAGUCAAAGACCGGGACAGCUUCUGCUUCCCAGCACUCUGAUUCCUUGUCUGUUUUUCUUUCUUCCAUUUUCUUUGGUGACAAACACCUCAAUUUUUGUGAAAACCUGAUUAGUGCAUUUUGGGAUAUAGCUUUAGGAUUGUUUUUAGGUUUGAAUAUGUUAUGCAGCGUAUAAGGUUUGGAAGGCAUAUCUUCCAGUGCUUCAAUGUAUGAUUCUCUGCAGUGAUUAUCAACUUCCAUAUAUUUCCAGCUGCACCACAAUGGGGUUGAAAUUACAACAAAGCUAGUAUUUUCUUUGAAGACACUUUUAAAUGCUGUAACUCUACGAAACGAAACCCAUGGCUGCCCAAUUCGUCUGGGAAGAAACUGCUUCUCACAUUCCUUUGCAGGUCCUGGAUCCUCUUCUUGGGAUGGUGGCUGGCCAAUUUUGCAGCAAUUCUGACAAGAUACUUUUCACAUGACCAAACAAAUGUACCCAACAUAAAGUAAGGACAUGAAUGGUG
Messenger RNA from Crotalus tigris (Tiger rattlesnake), 1853 nucleotides. It is a transcript of the gene BATF3, whose product is annotated as basic leucine zipper ATF-like transcription factor 3. Gene Ontology annotation, cellular component: nucleus. Bases 564 to 923 code for a protein of 119 amino acids. The record is from RefSeq and is a predicted model, not a curated record. The transcript is spliced from 3 exons. Gene Ontology annotation, biological process: regulation of transcription by RNA polymerase II. Gene Ontology annotation, molecular function: RNA polymerase II cis-regulatory region sequence-specific DNA binding; DNA-binding transcription factor activity, RNA polymerase II-specific. Lineage: Eukaryota; Metazoa; Chordata; Lepidosauria; Squamata; Viperidae.